AUGGCCGACGAAGCUACAAAGUCGAUGGCGAAGCUUCAGCUCGACGAGGAGACUGGCGAGAUGGUCUCCAAGGCUGAGCUGAAGAAGCGCCUGCAGAAGCGCGCAAAGAAGGCAGCCCAGGAAAAGGCUCGUCAGGAAAAGGCCGCCGCUGGCCCGGUCGAAAAGAAGGCGCCGGCACCCAAGCCGGAGGAGACCCCCAUCGACCCCGAGGCCAUGUUCAAACAGGGCUUCCUCGACGACGUCUACAAAGAGCGCCCGGUCAAGAACGUCAUUACACGUUUCCCCCCCGAGCCAAACGGAUACCUCCACAUUGGACACGCCAAAGCUAUCGCGGUCAACUUUGGAUUUGCCAAAUACCAUGGCGGCGUGACCUACCUACGAUUCGACGACACGAACCCCGAGAAGGAGGAGGAAAAGUACUUUGACGCCAUCCAGGAGAUUGUCAAAUGGCUUGGGUUUGAGCCCUACAAGGUCACAUACUCUAGUGACAAUUUUCAGAAGCUGUAUGAUCUGGCAGAGAAGCUGAUCAACAUUGGCAAGGCCUACGUCUGCUAUUGCGAAGACACCGAGAUCAAGCUCCAGCGCGGUGGCGAAAAGGGUGCCAACCCUAGAUAUCGCUGCAAGCAUGCUGACCAGACCCCCGAGGACAACCUGGCCAAAUUUCGAGACAUGCGCGACGGAAAGUACAAGCCUCGCGAAGCUUUUCUGCGCAUGAAGCAGGAUAUAACGGACGGCAAUCCUCAGAUGUGGGAUUUGGCCGCAUACCGCAUAAAGACCGACACCCCUCACCACCGCACCGGCUGGGACUGGAAGAUUUACCCGACCUACGACUUUACUCACUGCCUGUGUGAUAGUUUCGAGGAUAUCACACACUCGCUCUGCACCACCGAGUUUAUUCUCAGCCGUGUUUCGUACGAGUGGCUGAAUAAGUCACUUGGGGUGUACGAACCGAUGCAGAGAGAAUAUGGACGUCUGAACCUGACGGGCACAGUGCUUUCGAAGCGCAAGAUUCUCAAGCUGGUAGAGGAAAAGGUUGUUCGCGAUUGGGAUGACCCUAGACUGUAUACACUGAUUGCCAUCCGACGUCGUGGUGUCCCUCCCGGGGCCAUUCUCGAGUUUGUCAACGAGCUUGGCGUCACCACAAACAUUACGACUAUUCAGAUCCACCGUUUUGAGCAGAGCAUUCGCAAGUACCUCGAAAAGACGGUACCACGUCUGAUGAUGAUCCUCGACCCUGUUCCUGUCGUGAUUGAGGAUGCCGAGGAAGUUGAGGUGGACAUUCCAUUCUCUCCCAAGGAUCCCAAUAUGGGAUCGCACAAAGUCAAGUUCACACCCACUGUCUACAUUGAUCGUUCCGAUUUCCGUGAGGAGGAUAGCAAGGACUACUUCCGUCUUGCGCCAGGCAAAUCGGUCGGUCUGCUCCACGCUCCCUACCCCAUCAAGGCUACCUCCUUCACCAAGGACGAGGCCACUGGCAAGGUCAAGGAGAUCCGCGCCGUGUUCGACAAGGAACUGAAAAAAGCAAAGACUUAUAUCCAGUGGGUUGGAACUGCUGGGUCGAGGACGGUGGAGGCCCGCAUUCACAACGCCCUGUUCAAGUCGGAGAAGCCCGAAGACGCUGAGGGAGGUUUCCUCAACGACUUGAACCCGGAGAGCGAAAUCAUCUAUCCCGAUGCUCUCAUUGAGUCGGGCUUUGACGAGGUCAAGCGUCGCGCUCCCUGGCCUGAGGCGGCGGGCGAGAGCGCACUGGGCGUGGGCGGGCCGGAAAGUGUGCGUUUCCAGGCCCUCCGUGUUGCCUACUUUGCUGUAGAUUCCGAUAGCACCGACGACAAGAUUGUUCUCAACCGCAUCGUGAGCUUGAAGGAAGACGCAGGAAAGAAAUGA
Beauveria bassiana ARSEF 2860 is the source of this 1884-nucleotide messenger RNA. RefSeq names its product glutaminyl-tRNA synthetase. The record is from RefSeq and is a predicted model, not a curated record. Lineage: Eukaryota; Fungi; Ascomycota; Sordariomycetes; Hypocreales; Cordycipitaceae. The transcript is spliced from 3 exons. Gene Ontology annotation, biological process: translation; glutaminyl-tRNA aminoacylation. Gene Ontology annotation, molecular function: glutamine-tRNA ligase activity; ATP binding. The coding region runs from base 1 to 1884 and encodes 627 amino acids. Gene Ontology annotation, cellular component: cytoplasm; cytosol.